CUCUGUGUAAGUAAAACUGUACGCUUGCACCCCAAAUGUCUUUCGAUCUGCUGGCCGAGUUUGGCAGCGGAGGCCAGCAGCCGCCGCCGCCGACACAGCAAACCCCACGUCCGCUUCCCCCGCAACAGCAGCCGCAACGCCAGCAACAGCGCUUCUCGUUCUUCGACGAUCUCGCCGAUUUGAACCCAUCUUCCGCCAAUGCUCAGGCCCCUGCCCCUGCCCAAGCUAACGACGAUUGGGGUGAUUUUGAGGAUGCCACUCCAGCCGCGACUUCUAAAAAUACCCAGCCGUCGGAUCCUUGGGAGUCGCUCCGCGCCUUUGCAUCACCCUCGUCGGCCUCCACCCCACCCGUCGCAAAGGCUCCAACACCGGCGCUGAACACGGCCCCUCCACAAAACGACCUGUUUGAUUUUGGUUCCUGGGACCCUCCGCAGACACAGACGCCGAAGCCAGCCGUGCAACAGACCCCCACGCCGGCCCCGCCACGUGAUCCGAAUGUCUUGUUUGAUGCUGAGAACCUCUCCGUCUCCGAGGAGGAGGACGACGAUUUUGGAGACUUUGAAGGCGGAGCCUCAACCACGGCCUUGAACAUCGACAGCCUCAUAGACGAGCUGGAGCUCAGUGAUCCACUAAGCUCACUUGCUCCAUCUUCCAAGAAGACCGAUUGGAAGACAAACACUGUGGCAAAAUUCGCUGCACAAGGACGCUCGGCUGCCAGUCCCAUCAAACCAGCAGCUGUCAAGACACCUCCGAAGCCUCAGGUCGCCAAGACGCCAAAGCCAGCUCCCAAGCCAACACCAAAACCGGUCCACAACCCUCUCGAUGAUUGGGACGACUUCACUGAAACCACUCCCGCUUCGUCCGCAUCCCAGCCCUCCGCCCUUCCCAUCCCCCAACCUCGCACCAUCUCCGAUCCGCGCCCCGGCGAGCUUCCCCCCACCAACAUUCCUCCGCCUGCUCUCCUUCUCACCCUGUUCCCACCCAUCUUUUCCGCUGCCCAAAGCUCCCUCUUCCAGCCCCUUUCGUCGCAACCACAAGACAUUAAGAACAAGAUCCUUGCCGAUACAGCUACGUUUCGUUUCCUCCACGGCUAUCUAGCCAUUGGCACGGUGGCCGCGCGUGUCAUUGCGGGACGCAAGCUACGCUGGAAGCGCGACACGUUUCUCGCGCAGGGCAUGCGGAUUGCACCCGCAGGGCGCCAGGGCGGCAUGAAGCUGACGUCAAUCGACCGCAGCGAGUCGACCAAGGAAGAUCGUGAGGCGGCGGACGUGGUGAGGGCAUGGCGCGAGCAGGUGGGACGGCUGCGGACCGUAGCGGCAUCGGUCAACUCACAGGUCGGAGGGCUCGGACAUGUGCCCGAGAUGGCGGAGACGAUGGCGGUGCGGACGGCCAAAGAAUCCGAGGGCGCGGUGACAGCGCUGAGACAGUGUGCGUUGUGCGGGCUCAAGCGGAAUGAGCGGGUGGGCAAGGUGGACGUGGAGGUGGAGGAUAGUUUUGGCGAAUGGUGGAUGGACCAAUUGAGCAUGCAUCGAGCAUGCAGGAACUUCUGGGAGGAGCACAAGGAACGGCUGCGGUGAGAGGCGGCGGAGGGGGGUGCGGGUGGCGAACAUCUGGCGGGUAAGGUGUGGAGUGGAGAGCUAUCAAGCUAUGGCAGAUGCGCGAUGAUGCAGGUUGGGGAAG
Aplosporella prunicola CBS 121167 is the source of this 1680-nucleotide messenger RNA. RefSeq lists its product as uncharacterized. The transcript has 2 exons. The coding region runs from base 36 to 1577 and encodes 513 amino acids. NCBI's taxonomy places the organism in Eukaryota, Fungi, Ascomycota, Dothideomycetes, Botryosphaeriales, Aplosporellaceae. The record is from RefSeq and is a predicted model, not a curated record.